Messenger RNA from Protopterus annectens (West African lungfish), 2504 nucleotides. RefSeq names its product NK2 homeobox 1 (gene NKX2-1). Lineage: Eukaryota; Metazoa; Chordata; Ceratodontiformes; Protopteridae. Bases 131 to 1177 code for a protein of 348 amino acids. Gene Ontology annotation, molecular function: RNA polymerase II cis-regulatory region sequence-specific DNA binding; DNA-binding transcription factor activity, RNA polymerase II-specific. The transcript is spliced from 2 exons. Gene Ontology annotation, cellular component: nucleus. Gene Ontology annotation, biological process: regulation of transcription by RNA polymerase II; cell differentiation. The record is from RefSeq and is a predicted model, not a curated record.
CACUCAAUCCAAUUAAGGCGGACUUCAGCCACUCUCUUACGUGUACAUCCAACAAGAUCGGUGCUAAGACAACACUAGAAUAUUUGGCAAAAAAUAUUUGCCUCCCCUUCUUUUUUUCAGCCGCUGAACCAUGUCGAUGAGCCCCAAGCAUACGACUCCUUUCUCAGUGUCUGAUAUUUUAAGUCCUUUGGAGGAAAGCUACAAGAAAGUGGGCAUGGAGGCUAGUAACUUGGGGGCUCCACUGGCAGCCUACAGGCAACAGCAAGUGUCUCAGCCGACCAUCCAGCAGCACCCAAUGGGUCACAAUGGUUCUGUAACUGCUGCCUACCAUAUGGCAGCUUCAGGAGUUCCUCAGCUCUCACAUUCUACUAUGGGAGGCUAUUGCAAUGGGAACCUGGGCAACCUUGGAAAUAUGAGUGAACUUCCCCCUUACCAGGAGACAAUGAGGAAUAGUGCUUCGGCCACGGGAUGGUAUGGAACUAAUCCAGAUCCACGUUUCUCUACCAUUCCCCGAUUUAUGGGGCCCACCUCUGGAAUGAAUAUGGGUGGAAUGGGAAGCCUGGGGUCCCUUGGCGAUGUUGGCAAGAGCAUGGCACCUCUCCAGAGCACUCCAAGGAGAAAACGCCGCGUUCUUUUCUCACAGGCCCAGGUCUACGAGCUAGAGAGACGCUUCAAGCAACAGAAAUACCUCUCGGCACCUGAAAGAGAACACUUAGCUAGCAUGAUCCACCUUACUCCCACUCAGGUAAAAAUCUGGUUCCAGAACCAUCGCUAUAAGAUGAAACGCCAGGCAAAAGACAAAGCUGCCCAACAACAGAUGCAACAGGAUAACAGCUCCUGUCAGCAACAGCAGUCUCCUCGCAGAGUGGCAGUGCCAGUCUUAGUGAAGGAUGGUAAACCGUGCCAGGGAGGAUCCAACACUCCAACGGCAGCUAUUCAAACACACCACCAGCAACAGGCAGCUACAGCCAUCACAGGCGCUAGUAAUAGCAGUACUCUGGGGCACCCACCUCAUCAAACAAACAGUGCAGGUCAGUCUCCAGACCUAGGGCAACAUUCAUCUAGUCCGUCAAGUCUCCAAAGCCAAGUGUCCAGUCUUUCUCACCUAAACUCUUCUAGUUCUGAUUUCGGCACUGCUAUGUCUUGUUCAACCUUGUUAUAUGGCAGGACCUGGUGAGGGUGACUGACAACUAAGCCGGAACGUCCCAAACACUAUGCCGGGUAGUUUCUGAGAGUGGUUCGUGAAAUUUGGUGCUUUGUGGUGCACUUCGUAUUUUCGACAAAGGAUUUGUUUGCUUGUGUAUGAACAGUUCUUUUACUGGGUGGAAAAUAGAGACUAAAGAACGACCCUGGAGUAUAACAACAUUUUACUAAAACUUACACCAUAACCUGCGCCUUUCCUACUUUUUUUUUUUUUUUUUUUUUUUUUUUUUUUUACUGCUAAGAGCAUGUGUGUAUGUAAAAGAUUAAUUUGGGGGAUACAAACUGAAGGGAAUUACCCCCACAAUACAGCUCAGACCCCAUUCCCUGGGGGAAGGCCGUGAAGACAUUCGACUUGAUUAACACAUGCUUUGGAUUUUAUUAGCUUGUAAUGUGAUUCCUAAUUGUAAGGUUCUGUAAAAGAUCUAGACUAAACUAUAGCCUUUAGUAGAUUGUCGAUUAUGUUGUAAGAUAUGUUUUGAUGAACUCUUAAACCUGCAUGUGCAAAAGUUUGACACGGUUAUAUCGGUUUUGCGCUGCCUAUCUUUUCUGCUGUAACUUAUAGAGACAUUUGACUUGACUAUAGUUAAUAAAAAAGCUUCUAAUAAAUAAAUUAUUAAAAUAUAGGCAAAAAUGAUAUACCAUAAGGGGUGUUUUCCUACACUGCCCAAAUAAGAUGCUAUCCUGGUGUUAUAAAUGAAGAGGGCUUUUUUAAGAUACAGACAAUAAAGAGGGUAUUUAAUAUAGUCAGAGAUUAAAACAAACACACAUUGAAAACAGUGUUUUCUUAAAUGGUGAAAUACAUAAAUGUGUGGGCGGGUGGGGGGCAAUUGUACUAGUUCGUGUUGACAUUUUUGGAAGUAGUCCCAGAAAAUCGUUCUGCUUUAGCACCAAAUAUUGUUUUUUUAAUGGUAUGAUGCAAAUUUCAACAGGGCUGUGUAGCCAUAUCCUUAUUUCUUUGUUAUUAAGAAAUUACAGCCUUGUAGUUUUCGAUUAAGGAUCUGACCCUUUGUUAUUAGUAUAAGGUUUGAUUUCGCAUUGUGUGUCUUCGGUGGAUUUCAAGACAAGUAAAUGCAGUGGAUUUGGUUAGUUUGUUUUGAGCAAACAAUGCAAGCUGAACAAUGUUUAAAUUGAACUGCACUGACUAAAUGUUUUUCUUUAUUGACUUUGCCAGGUGAAUACGUCCACCAAAACAUUAUGUUGUUUUUGCCCCUGCUUUAAACUGAUUAAGUAAUCAAAACUUAUGUCUGCUAGAUCAGAAGAGACCACUUGUGGUUGAUAAAAUAAAAUGUUUUGCUUUUUAA